AUGAAUAUCCAGGAGGCUGUGGAGGCGCCCCGCUUCUGCGGGUACAGCUUCCCCCAGUCGCCGUGGCCCCACGAGGAAUAUGCCAAUUUCCUGGAAAUCGAGGGGCGAGUGCCGCAGGACCUUGUCGAUGCCCUGAUUGACAAGGGACACCAGGUAAAGGUCAUCGGCCCGUGGGGGAUCAGCAACGGUUUUACUCCCAUCCUGGUUAAUCCAAGCGACGGUGUUUACUACGGUGGCGCCGACCCCCGUAAGGAGUCGGUCAUGCUGGGUUGGUAG
Molecule: messenger RNA, 276 nt
Organism: Geodia barretti
Lineage: Eukaryota; Metazoa; Porifera; Demospongiae; Tetractinellida; Geodiidae
Source: the annotation of a GenBank genome assembly